This is a messenger RNA of Ceratotherium simum simum (southern white rhinoceros), 1827 nucleotides long. NCBI's taxonomy places the organism in Eukaryota, Metazoa, Chordata, Mammalia, Perissodactyla, Rhinocerotidae. The record is from RefSeq and is a predicted model, not a curated record.
CUGAAGUUAACAACAGCAGUAACAGCAACCAGAGAAGCAAGCUCCCAGCAGCCCAGCCCUUCAAAUCCAAAUCUGCCUGAAGACCUACCUCCUGGGUGGCCACUGACCAGUCCUUGCCCCAGGAUGGGGACCAUGUCCAGAGCAGCCUUGGUCUUGGCCUGUUUGGCUGUUGCUUCUGUAGCCUCUGAGGGAGGCUUGAAGCUUCCAGAGCAGAGGGAGCUGGGGCCAGAGCACCUCCCCUACCACCUUCAAGAAGUUGGCUAUGCAGCACCCCCUUCCCCAACCCUAACCCAAGCCCUCCCCAUGGAUCACCCUGACACUUCUCAGCAUGGCCCUCAAUUUGAGGGACAGAGUGAAGUGGAUCCCCCUCUCCCUCAGGAAGCCACCCCACUCCAAGAAGAGCUGCCCCCUUCUCAGCUCCCUGUGGAACAAAAGGAAUUAGACCCACCUUUCCCACAUCAGAAGGAGACGACCUUCCGACCUAGGCAGAGAGAGGGAAAACCAGCUCCCUUCAUAAGCCAUGGCCCCCCAGAGCCUGAGUCAUGGAAUCUAGCCCAGCACUGCCAACAGGGCCGAUCCCGAGGGGGCUGGGGCCACCGACUGGAUGGCUUCCCCCCUGGGCGGCCUUCUCCCGACAAUCUGGACCAGAUCUGCCUUCCUAAUCGUCAGCAUGUGGUGUACGGCCCUUGGAACCUGCCACAGUCUGGCCACUCCCACCUUAGUCGCCAAGGUGAGACCCUCAAUUUGCUGGAGACUGGAUAUUCUCGCUGCUGCCGUUGCCACAGCUACACGAACCGCUUGGACUGUGCAAAACUCGUGUGGGAGAAUGCAAUGACCCAGUUCUGUGAGGCCGAGUUCUCGGUCAAGACCCGAGCCCACUGGUGCUGCAAACGGCAGGGGGAGGCUCGAUUCUCCUGCUUCCAGGAGGAAGCUCCCCGGCCACACUACCAGCUCCUGGCCUGCCCCAGACACCAGCCUGGUAUUUCCUCGGGCCCCGAGCUACCUUUUCCCCCUGGGGUACCCACUCUGGACAAUGUCAAGAACAUCUGCCACCUAAGACGCUUCCACUCUGUGCCACGAAACCUCCCAGCUACUGAUCCCAUCCAAAGGCAGCUGCAGGCUUUGACCCGGCUGGAAGGGGAGUUCCAGCGCUGCUGCCGGCAGGGGAAUAACCACACCUGUACAUGGAAGGCCUGGGAGGAUGCCCUUGAUAGAUACUGUGAUCGGGAACAGGCUGUAAAGACCCACCACCACUCGUGUUGCCACUACCCUCCUAGCCCUGCCCGCGAUGAGUGCUUUGCCAGUCAGGCUCCCUACCCCAACUAUGACCGGGAUAUCUUGACCCUUGACCUCAGCCGAGUCACCCCCAACCUCAUGGGCCAUCUCUGUGGAAAUACAAGAGUUCUCACCAAACAUAAACAGAUUCCUGGGCUGAUCCGGAACAUGACCACCCGCUGCUGUGAACUGCUGUUUCCAGAGCAGGCCUGCUGUGCUGAGGAGGAGAAAUCAGCCUUCAUCAACGAACUGUGUGGUCCCCGACGUAACUUCUGGCGAGACUCUGCCUUCUGCUGUAACCUGAGCCCUGGAGAUGAACAGACCAACUGCUUCAACACUAAUUAUCUGAGGAAUGUGGCUCUAGUGGCUGGAGACACUAGGGAUGCCAAGGGCCAGGGGGAGCAGGGCCCAACUCAGGAACAAAUGUCAGCCCCACCCCUGGACCCAAAGAAGAGUGAGUCACCCCAGAGCCUUGGAGGAUCAGACUGAGGGAACCCCACCCCACCCCACCCUCCCCGAACACUCAUUACAGUAAACACCUCUUGGAUUUGG